Molecule: messenger RNA, 876 nt
Organism: Volvox carteri f. nagariensis
Lineage: Eukaryota; Viridiplantae; Chlorophyta; Chlorophyceae; Chlamydomonadales; Volvocaceae
Exons: 6
Coding region: 1-876 (291 amino acids)
Biological process (GO): regulation of cytokinesis; mitotic spindle organization; protein phosphorylation
Cellular component (GO): spindle pole centrosome; spindle microtubule; spindle midzone
Molecular function (GO): ATP binding; protein kinase activity
Source: RefSeq, a predicted model, not a curated record
AUGCACCACAGCGUCGCCCCCGCCGUGUCUGUGGCCUCCUUAUUCCGUGACCGUCCCUCAUGGGCCUUGCAGGUCUAUUUUCUUACACGGAUGCCAUCCAACGUACGACACAUGCUGAAGCGCGAGAUCGAGAUCCACUUACACCUCGUAUACAAGCACGUGGCCCGCCUAUACGCUGCGUUCUUGGACAAGAGUGACCGGGUGGUGCUCGUCCAGGAAUAUGCGGCGCAGGGCGACCUGUACGAAAUUCUGCAGCAGAUCGGCGGCCGCAUGCCGCACGAACAGGUUGCUGACGGUGUGAUGCGGCCCUUCCUGGAGGCCCUGUCCUACCUUCACUCCAGGGGAGUCUGCCACCGGGAUAUUAAGCCCGAAAACAUUCUGCUUUCUCAGAACUGGCGGCUGCUGUUGGCGGAUUUCGGCGUCAGCAUCGACCUGAACCAGGAGCGAGCCGUCACCCGUGCCGGCACUGAGGGCUACAUGGCGCCCGAGGUGGAGCGAUGCCCCCUCAAGCAUGCGCCGCAUGAGAACAAGGACGACCCCAGAUACGCCUACUCAACAGCAGUGGAUAUUUGGGCCGGCGGCGUUCUGGCGUACGAGCUUAUGGUGGGCUUUCCGCCGGUAGUGAAGUCCUCCCCAAGCACCGCGGCCGCUUCCUCAGCUGACAAACGCAGCGUUCCGGACGGCGAUUCCGUCAGUGGCUUCGUCCGCAGCCAGAUGACCCCUGCCUCGCUGCACUUCCCCGCCUCAGUGCCGCCCGCCGCACGUGACUUCGUGAUUGCGGCGCUGGCGCCAGAUCCCCUGGAGCGACCCACCGCGGCGCAGCUCCUGAGACACCCAUGGCUGCAGCCCAAGGCGGAUGAUGUGGAGGCAGACUAG